AUGUCUGCCCCUGUGCCGGUGCCUCCUCCGACAGGCAACUCUCCUGCUCCCUACGCGACUGCCUCGGUUUCUGCAACUGCCUCUCCUUCGCCCGCUUCUUCUACGGCUACCUCGGCAUCUACUCCUCCCGCCCCUCCGCCGCUUGUUCCGACAGUCCCCGCACCCGGUGCACCGAAGCCCGAAUUCCGCCACAAGCGCAAGGCUGUGCAGUACCCAGAGUCCUCUGAGCCGCACAAGAAGGCGAAGCAGACGUCUGGCGUGCUUGACCAGAAGCCCACGGCCGGCGCGUCCAGUUCGCAGCUCCCGGCCGGCGCCCCCAACCCGAAGCAGAUACCCGGCGCGCCCGUCAUCACGCGGAUAUCAGGUAUCCCCACUGCGAAGCGUGCAGUCGGGAGUCUUGACGCCAAGCAUGGUGCUGGCAGCAAGCGCGUACCCGACGCGCCCGGGAUGAAGUCCAACACGUCCGGGGCAAAGGCAAAGCUCAACGCGUUGAAGAGGUCCUUGUUCGAAGGCAAGGAAGACACUCCACCGGCCGCUGGCUCUUCGUCAGCGCCUAAUCCUCCCAAUAAGCCUCCGAAGAGCAAGAACAUGAACUUGCCCAGCAAGCUGAAGCAGUGGCGUUAG
This is a messenger RNA of Schizophyllum commune H4-8, 624 nucleotides long. RefSeq lists its product as uncharacterized. The record is from RefSeq and is a predicted model, not a curated record. The coding region runs from base 1 to 624 and encodes 207 amino acids. The transcript has 3 exons. Lineage: Eukaryota; Fungi; Basidiomycota; Agaricomycetes; Agaricales; Schizophyllaceae.